GGGCCGGUGUACGUCAAACUGUCACGUGUGCACUCGCGCCUCAGUUUAUGCCCAGGCGAAUCCCCGUUCCACAUUCAGACGAUUAGCAGCGUAAGCUUAUGGGCAGUCAUAAUUAUACACGCUACACUGUUAUGUCAUAACAUCUGAAAUCAGGUGGCUUAAGAAGUUCCGAGAAGUAAAAUGUGUGGACGAACUGCGUGUACUCUUGCUCCUGACGAACUGCGCCGGGCCUGCUCCUACAGAAACCGAAAAGGUCGGCGAAGACAACCCCGCUGGAGGGAUGGAGAUGCUGACAAAUACCGACCCUCUUACAACAAGAGCCCCCAGUCUAUGAGUCCGGUCCUGCUGUCCCAGAGGCAUUUUGAUGAGGAUGCUCCUGUGGAUGAACGUGUGCUGGCCUCGAUGCGUUGGGGUCUUGUACCUUCCUGGUUCAAAGAAAAUGACCCGAGCAAGAUGCAUUACAGCACCAGCAACUGCCGCAGUGAGAAUAUAUUACAGAAGAAAUCUUACAAGGAUGCUAUGAUUAAAGGACAGCGUUGUGUCGUCCUGGCUGAUGGUUUUUAUGAGUGGAAGAGGCAGGACAAGGGCAAGCAGCCUUUCUUCAUAUACUUCCCUCAGACUCAGGGUCCCAGCCAGGAGAAAACACUGUGCUCUCCAGCAGAGGCCUCCCCUGACUUAAGAGAGCGAGGAGAAGGUGAGUGGACUGGAUGGAGGCUGCUGACUAUGGCUGGACUGUUUGACUGCUGGACACCUCCAGAUGGUGGGGAACCCCUCUACUCAUACAGCGUAAUCACUGUGAACGCUUCCCCUAACCUGCAAAGCAUCCAUGAUAGGAUGCCAGCAAUCCUGGAUGGAGAGGAUGAAGUGAGAAGAUGGCUUGAUUUUGGGGAGGUGAAGUCUCCAGGUGCCUUGAAACUGCUCCAGUCCAAAGACAUUUUGACUUUUCAUCCCGUCUCUUCACUAGUAAACAACUCGCGCAAUAACUAUUCAGAGUGCCUUCAGCCGGUGGACCUUAACGGCAAAAAGGAGCCCAAGCCCACAGCCAGUAAUAAGAUGAUGAAGAGCUGGCUGAUGAGCGGCACACCUGUGAAGAGGAAGGAGCCCAACAAAUGUGAGAAAGAAGAAGAAGGAAAGGCUCAGCGCAAGCCAAAAGGAUCACUUCAGCAGUGGCUUAACGGAGCCAAUAAGAAACAAAGAACCAAAUGAAGAUAUAGAAACUCUGUUGUGUUUAAAAGACCAUUUUGGCAUUAUUAAACCACUUUACUGUUUGGACAGGCAUGACACAGAUUUAUGUUCCGUUGGGUUUUUUUUGUCUUGCAUUAGUAACUUUUAAAUGCAAUAGAAAGUGUGCCACAAAGAUACUUCAUCUGAAAAUGCUACCAAUAAAUGUCAGAAAUAAACAGUUUGCUUUAUUCAAGAAUUUUAUUACCCUUAUUACUUGAAACGCAAAGACAUUUUGAAACAAUGUAGAUGCUAUGCAUUUAUCAUAUUAAUAAUAUAAUAAUGAUGAAUGCCAAUACUUUCCCCCCACAUUUUUUUUUCUUUGUUCAAAGUUACAUUAUGUAUGCUAUCUUGUAACCUACAAUGCAUUUCAGAGUUUUAACAUAAUAUGAACAGACAGUUAAAGGUCUGAUCGGUUUAAAGAAAUGUCAAGCACUUAAACUGUUUGCCAACACGAGCAACUGGCAGAGCCAGAUAUGGAGAUUUACAGCACAGCUUUUUGCCGUCCCCCACACAAUGACUGAGAAGUUUGCAAAUAUACAAAGUGUUGCGAUAGUUGACAGUAAAAAGAAACGUACUAACUAAUAGUACUCAGUUAUGAAUGAUAUUUAUACUUGAGAAAAAUUUCUCCAGGACUAUCAAGUAGAAUGACAUGCCAUCUUGAUUUGGUUAAUUCCCACGUCAAAUGUACCAAGAAUAACCGAUUACAAGAGGAACCUCAGUUUCCCCAAAUCAGGUACAGCAAAUACGGCAUUAGGGACAGCAUUUAAAUCAAGGAGUCAAGUCUGGAUUCACACGAUGUCCUCAACCUGAACUACAACUGCAUUUAUUGUGACUCCGAAAUGAGAUGUCUGAACACGUCUUUCAUUAUCGUACAUGACAGGAAAGCGUCCACCCAAAAAACGAUCUGUACAUGCUUGUCUGAUGGACCAAUCAUCAAAGUGAAUUUUCAUUUCUGUGCCAAUUAUUGAAAAAUCAGCCGACUACAUAUUAACAUACGCGUGCACCUUCACAUAUUCCGAUCCUUCAGGUCUGACUGCAUCUUUAGAGAUCAGGUUUUUUUUUUUGGUUUUUUUUUUUUUUUUGUUAGGGUCGCAUGAGGUACAGUGAAACCAUGAUAACAAGUGUUUUUAAGAGUGAAACAAAUUGAAGCCACAACACAAAUGAGUAAAAUGGGGGGGAGCAGUGUUUCCUCUGUUCAUGCAGCAGUGGUGGGCUGUGAAAGUAAGAAAAACAACCAGCACUGCUAAAGAAACUUUGAUUAAAAAAAAAAAACAAAAAAAAAAAAAAAGAAA
Scatophagus argus is the source of this 2516-nucleotide messenger RNA. RefSeq names its product 5-hydroxymethylcytosine binding, ES cell specific (gene hmces). Gene Ontology annotation, biological process: DNA damage response. The transcript is spliced from 7 exons. NCBI's taxonomy places the organism in Eukaryota, Metazoa, Chordata, Actinopteri, Scatophagidae. The record is from RefSeq and is a predicted model, not a curated record. Bases 181 to 1206 code for a protein of 341 amino acids. Gene Ontology annotation, molecular function: single-stranded DNA binding.